Messenger RNA from Acomys russatus (golden spiny mouse), 573 nucleotides. RefSeq names its product translocase of inner mitochondrial membrane 8A (gene Timm8a). Bases 84 to 377 code for a protein of 97 amino acids. The record is from RefSeq and is a predicted model, not a curated record. NCBI's taxonomy places the organism in Eukaryota, Metazoa, Chordata, Mammalia, Rodentia, Muridae. The transcript is spliced from 2 exons.
AGUUCCGGUUCCGUCACUCAGACACGUGAAGGUCGGCGAGUAGGUUGUGUGCUGCUCCCUUCGGCCCGCGUGGUCGCGCCGGGAUGGAUUCCUCCGCCGCCUCUUCGGGCACGGGUUUGGGCGCCGUGGACCCUCAGCUGCAGCAUUUCAUCGAGGUGGAGACGCAGAAACAGCGCUUCCAGCAGCUGGUGCAUCAGAUGACGGAACUUUGCUGGGAGAAGUGCAUGGAUAAGCCUGGGCCAAAGUUGGACAGUCGGGCUGAGGCCUGUUUUGUGAACUGCGUUGAGCGCUUCAUUGAUACAAGCCAAUUCAUCUUGAACCGACUGGAGCAGACCCAGAAGUCCAAACCUGUCUUCUCAGAAAGCCUUUCUGACUGAUCUCAGCAUUACCUCUUUGGAAAAGUAGUUCAAGAAAUGAAGAGCUGUUGAUGGGAUGGUUGAAGAAAUGGCUGUGGGUGGGAUUGACUCCCAGUUUGUUUUAUCAUCUUGGGACAUCUUGUCACCUGAGAAUGAACAAAGACCGAUUUUUAUGUAUGGAAGUUGAGAGUCAUGCAUAUUUGGUUGUGUUCGUAAA